Messenger RNA from Scaptodrosophila lebanonensis, 554 nucleotides. Its product is annotated as SKP1-like protein 20. Gene Ontology annotation, biological process: SCF-dependent proteasomal ubiquitin-dependent protein catabolic process. The coding region runs from base 18 to 476 and encodes 152 amino acids. NCBI's taxonomy places the organism in Eukaryota, Metazoa, Arthropoda, Insecta, Diptera, Drosophilidae. Gene Ontology annotation, molecular function: cullin family protein binding. The record is from RefSeq and is a predicted model, not a curated record. Gene Ontology annotation, cellular component: cytoplasm; nucleus. The transcript has a single exon.
AUUUAAACAGCACAGAUAUGGCUGAUACUCAGAAACUGGUUAGUCUGCGCACUUGCGAUAAUGUCCUACACAAAGUUCCUGAGCAUCUUACUCUCCAAAUGAGGACCAUUCGCAACUUGCUAUCUUGCAAAAUAUUCAGCGACACAGACACCGUUAUUCCUCUGCCUAAUGUUUCUUCGCAAAUGCUUGAGUUCGUGAUCAAAUGGUGCGAGGCGAUAGGGCCGGGGGAUAAGGCACUGGGAAGCAUGCAGUUGUCUACCUUGCUUACGGCCACACUGCCAGACCUGGAAGAAAGUGAACUCGUCUAUGAUCUGAUGAAAGCCGCGAACUAUUUGGAAAUCGAAAGCCUACUGGAGGCAACCACCCAGCAUGUGGCCGACGAGAUUAAUAACUGCAAUAGCCUUGAGUCUGUUUGUGAGCUCUUCGGUCUAGAAAAUGACAUAGGACCCGAUGAUGAGGAAGGGGAAUGGUGGUAGAAAAUGCAGCUUACGAACGUAUUAUUUUAGAACCGGAGGGAAGUAAAAUGCAUUUUCUACAUUUAAACAUAUACUGCA